Messenger RNA from Syzygium oleosum, 1661 nucleotides. Its product is annotated as ethylene-responsive transcription factor CRF3. Gene Ontology annotation, molecular function: DNA-binding transcription factor activity; DNA binding. Gene Ontology annotation, biological process: regulation of DNA-templated transcription. The record is from RefSeq and is a predicted model, not a curated record. Bases 256 to 1317 code for a protein of 353 amino acids. The transcript has a single exon. NCBI's taxonomy places the organism in Eukaryota, Viridiplantae, Streptophyta, Magnoliopsida, Myrtales, Myrtaceae.
UCCAUCUGUUCAGAAACCUCAGCGAGAGGGAGAGAGAUCCUUUGCCAGGUUUAGCUGUGUCUCUCUCUCGUUAUAUUCCUCGAGGUUCUUGAGAGCUUCCGUUUCACUGCUCUCUCUCUACGUUUUUUCGACCACCCAUCAUCUCUUUGGGCUCUCUUUAUUCCGAAACUUGCCGAUAUUCGUUCUUCUUGAUCUCUCCUUUUUUGGGUUUUGCUUAGUUUGAUGCGAGCACAGAGAGAGAAUCAAUAACCGAAAAUGGACCAGAGCAUCCUAUGCCCCAUCAAGUACACCGAGCACCGAAGCCUCACCAGGAAACUCCUCUCCAAGCACCCCAAGAACGACGUCCCCAAUCCACCCCGGACCGUACGGAUAUCGGUGACCGACCCGUACGCCACGGACUCGUCCAGCGACGACGAGGACGAGGGGGACGCCGAGUCGUUCCUCCGCUGCCAGCGCGUGAAGCGCUACGUCAGCGAGAUCAAAUUCGAAGCUGCCUCCAGGAACGGCGUGGGCUCGAGCGGUGGCGGCCGCAGGAAGAGCUGCUCCGGCGGCGAACCGGCCCCGGCUGAUCUGAGGACGCGGCCCUCGCUGAAGGUCUCGUCGGCGGCAGCGGGCGGGAAGAAGUUCCGCGGCGUGCGGCAGCGGCCGUGGGGGAAGUGGGCUGCGGAGAUUCGUGACCCCACGCGCCGCGUGCGGCUGUGGCUGGGCACCUACGACACGGCGGAGGAGGCCGCCAUGGUCUACGACAACGCCGCGCUCAAGCUCCGUGGCCCCGGCGCCUUGACCAACUUCUCCACACCGUCGCUGAGCAAGGACCCCUCGCCGGAGAACGAGAUCCUGGCGGCCUCCUCCGUCUCCAGCUACGACUCCGGAGAGGAGUCUCACAACCUCUCGUCCCCGACUUCCGUCCUCCACUUCCGGACUCGCUCCAACAACAGCGCUGAGGCUGAGUUCAGUCAGGACCCGGCCGGACCGCCGGCUCAGGAUCCGGCCGAUGAAGCCCUCGACUAUCUGGAGUGUGAGGGCGAGACGAGCUUGGCCGAUUCGAGCGAGUACUUGCGGCUGGACUUGCCGUUCCUCGACGACUUCUACAACAACUUCGACUCUCCGAUGGAGUCGUCGCUGUUCGAGGACACGCACACCGCGGCUCUCCCGGAGAACAGCAUGCUGAGCCUGAGCGAGGACCUGAGCGACGUGUUCCUCGACACGACGUCGUCGGACGACUUCGGGUCGCUGCCGAUGGACAUAUGCCAGGUCGACGACUACUUCGGAGAGAUCGGCGACUGGUUCUCGUCGGACCCUCUCGCCGUACUUUGAGUGUGCGAGAGUGUGAAAGAGAGAGAGAGAGAGAUUGAACAGUGUUUGUUCUGGAGUGAGCAUAGCCGCCGUUGACUUGCCGGAUUCUGGCAGAUUUUGCACCGGCGGCGAGGAAAUCCCCGGCGAGUUCGUUUUAGUAUUUAGCAGCAGUAAAUCAGUGUUUAAUUAUUUAUUUGUUUUUGAAAACCUCCGUCAAAGUUAACGGAGGAGAGAGAGAGAGAGACAUCUGAGCUGGUUUUUUUUUUUUUCUUGGUAUUUGCCGAGAUUUUGAUUGUGUACUAUUUUCCCCGAGAAUAAUAAUAAAAAAAUCAUAAGUGUAUGUUGGCCUUGUUAAGUGUGCCCAA